UGCCUGAUAAGGGCAGUGUGCUGGCCAUUCACCGUUUUCCUCUUGGAAUCGCCCUCAUUCUCCCUCAAGUCCACUUCCCCUCUGGUCCAGUUCCAGCAGAAGCGGCAUGAAUAUCUUUGACCGUUAGCAAAAUACCUGCAAUCGCUACCCGUGAGAUGGAUGCCAAGCAAUCCCCCGAUGGACCUGCGCCGCAGAUUUCAAGCUUCGAGGAGAAACCUCUGCCUCUAAUUACCAAACCAGCAUCAUGGUCUUCGCCAAGCGAGGCAAGUAGCACCCCUGAGACGUCGCCCAAGAGCACGAGCAGAGGGGAUGCAGGGAAGAAUGCAGCUCCCAAGCAUCGCCGGCCACACAAGGCCAGCACCGCGGCCAGCAAGUCGACGCUCUUCUGGGUGCAUACCGAUCCACAGUCGGCAUCGGGCAGCAAGAAAGAAGAGACGCUGAAGCGUAUCCGAUCACAUGUUAUGUCUGAACAUAAUCGCAAAAAAAGACUCGAAAAUGCAAAGCGCUACAAGGGCAAGACGUGGAAAAAUUUAGCCUUCCAGCCAGUGGAGCCUAUCAUUGCCGGACGAUCUUCGACAUCUCCAGUAGAACUGAGUCCAGGCACAUCGCCAGACAGAGGCAGUAUAGCAUAUUCCGACCAGUCAGAUGAUUCAUUGACGACAUAUUUUCCGAUGAGAAAUGGUAGCAGUUACACCCCAGCCUUGUCACUGCAUGAUCUCGCCUAUCCUAUUCCACCAACAGAUCCAUGGACGUAUCUCGGGCGAGGAUCGAACGAUCCGUUCAAUGUGAUGCAGGUCCCGUUGUCUAGUCGUAUGCAAUCACAUCUUCAAUUAUUUCUCUGCGAUCUAACAAGGCUUGCAUAUCCAUUAAUGAGGCAAACAAAUUCCAGGCUGCAGAGUCAUUGGGCUUCACUAGUGCAGAAGGACCCAGCUCCUUUACAUGCAACUAUAUGUGUUGCCGCAUCCAACUGCGCUGUAAGGUCUGGAGAAUUCCCUCUCUUGGAUCCUACCAAGUCUUAUUCAAGUACCUAUGUGUUUGAUGCAUUCCACCAUAGAGGUGAAACCAUCAAGCUCGUCAAUUCCGGAUUAUCAAAUCCAGCGAAAGCAUCUAGCGAUGCCUUAAUCGCGGCAGUUUCUAUUCUUAUAUCGAUAGAGAUUGCGUCCGGCAACCCCGAAGACUUAAAAAUACAUCUCGCAGGUUUGCGGCAGAUGGUGUCUCUCAGAAGUAACUUUGCGGAUGUUGCGCCAGAUGUUCGCUUCCAGAUAUCAUGGACGGACAUCCGAGUAGCUUGCAUGGCUCUUACGAGACCUAUCUUCCCCUUCAUCCGCUAUUCUCGUCCCCCGCAAAUACCGGACCUCGGACCUUAUGGCGGUUCUUUCCCCAUUGCCUCCCGAUUACUUUCUUUCGCUCAAAUCCCCGGUUUCUUUAGUACCUCUAUGAUAUCAACUAUAUAUGAUUUACUCGAUCUCACGCAGUACGCCGAAUGUGUGAAGGGAGUCAGCGGCUAUCCGCAAGGUUUUAUCACCGAAGAAGUGGAAGACUACUUCAACAAUGAGGUGCUUUAUGUCGAAUAUUCCAUCCAUAGAGAUCGGUUCACAGAACUUGGGAUUCCGAAAGGAGACCAUACAGUGGAAGGCUGUGUACGUCUCGCAUGUCUGAUUUUCCACAACACAUCGAUCUGGGGCUUUUAUCCGCAGAUGGCGGCUGUUUUCCCUAAACCGAUUUCUGCACUCAAAAACGCUCUUGAGAUCACUAUAUUCGCUGGUUACUAUGAGCUCUGCAGAGAUCUUCUGAUCUGGCUCCUGUUCAUUGGUGCCAGCAGUACACAGUAUUACCACCAGCGCGAGAGAUCAUUCUUUGUAAGAGAGCUGGCGACUGCCGUGAACCUCCACGGAUUGGAAAGCUGGCAAGAAUUGCGAGCAUUAUUAAGCCAAUUCUUCUAUAUUGACCGCUGUUACCUGCAAUCGUGUCGUGAUUUGUGGGAUGAGGUCCAGGGUGUCCUACUCAGGCAGUAGUGCGCCAUGAUACACCCUCAGUUUUUGUCUUAGUAUGCGAAAAUAUUUCUGAAUGGAGCCGUGGCGCUCUUGACGAAUAUACUCAUGUGGAGAUGUAUGUACAUGGCUAAUGAGUUAUGAAGGAAUUGGGAGGGUCAUCGGGACAUCCGGGGGUUUGUUAUUAUAACGUUGUCUUAAUAAUAACUAAGUUACAUGAUGUCUAGUUAAUAAAAUCUAUGCUAUGAUGACUA
Molecule: messenger RNA, 2245 nt
Organism: Paecilomyces variotii
Lineage: Eukaryota; Fungi; Ascomycota; Eurotiomycetes; Eurotiales; Thermoascaceae
Exons: 4
Coding region: 156-2015 (619 amino acids)
Source: RefSeq, a predicted model, not a curated record